Linum trigynum is the source of this 2537-nucleotide messenger RNA. NCBI's taxonomy places the organism in Eukaryota, Viridiplantae, Streptophyta, Magnoliopsida, Malpighiales, Linaceae. The record is from the annotation of a GenBank genome assembly.
GGGUUGGAUAGUGAGAAACCCAUGCCCACCCAUUACUCGCAAUAUUCGAGUUCGGGUUUUACCCGUACCCACUAAAAGUUCUUCGAGUUUGGGUUUUACCCUACCCGAUUAGGUCGGAUUCGGGCGGAUAUCGACGGUUACGGAUAUUUUUGCCAUCCCUAACAAUGGAUCUAAUUUCAGGUGGAUUUUCCUGAAUUAUUAUCAUUCCUACUUUUAAAUAUUAAAAUUAAUACCCAUCCUAUAUUCAUAUGGACCAUAUGAAUAGUUUUUGGGUAUUCGUGGAUAAUAUUUGUUCCUUACAUCCUUGUUUGAAAGAAAAAAAACCUUCCUUUUUUCACAUUUCAUGUGUUUGGGUUUGAUUGGAAACCUGGUUAAAGUUGAAGCCAUGCACAAUAUAAUCCAUAUAUGAUUUGCUUCUUUGUCGUGUGUUUGUUAGGACCGACCAAGUCAACAAACAACAAAGCAACGUGCGAGCCUUGCAAUUACACGUAGGGUAUCGAUCGACAUAUCAUGCACACGGUUUGCGCACCGCGCCGGCGACAGUCGACAGUCAACCGGCCGCCGCACACAAUCAGUUUCGUAGGGCCAAACCGCUGAGAUUGUUUAUGCGGCCGUUUGCCCUAAUUAUUAGCUACUGAUGACAACAACAAUGUCGCAUAACGAUUUUGGUGUAAACUAGCUAUAUAUAUACGUACGAUAUGAUGAGGAUAUGUAGGACUAUCUCGGUGGAGGGAGUAUCGAGACGAAUUGACAUUGUCAAACCGUAUUACUUCGUAAUUUCAUAAGUCAGUUGAAUUCUUAUAUUAUUAAUAUUUUACAAACAAUGUUCGAUAUAUAUGUAUCUAAUGGUUCAAAAUUUUAUAAACAAUGGUUCAAAAUCUUCAAAAAAAAAAAUUUAAUUCUUUGUUCAGAUUUAUAACUCCACCAAUAAUAAAGCGGAAGAAUUAAACACUUGAACAUAUUCGAACCACUUGAGUCACUCCUCAGAUAGUCAGAUUACAUCACUUCUAUAUAUUUUAUAAAGAUUUUUUUGUUGUUUUUUCUUGAAAAAAAAUCUUCAAACUAGGACAAAAUGCAAUUGAUUGUUCUCACCAAACUGUAAUCGAUUGUAUAAAUGUGGAUGUCAAUAAUUUAAUCAUUUGGUCAAAAAGAAAAAUAGUAAUUUAUGUACUCCAUCUCCCCCAAGCUACAGUAGUUGUCUUCUGAUCUGCCGCCUAAUAGUUGUAGUUAUAAUUAUAUAGAUGUCACAAUUCCUCAAUUAUAAAUACAGUCAUUGAUCCCUUAAAACCUUUUGUGGCCACUAAUAGAUCUCUCUCCUAAUUCACUCAACCUUCCCACCACCAUCUCGAUCUCUUCCCUCUCCAGUCUUCAAACCAUGGUGGGAACUAGCACUUCACCUUGCGCUUCUUGCAAGCUGCUCCGGCGGCGGUGCGCCAAGGACUGCAUCUUCGCGCCUUACUUCCCUCCCGCCGACCCCCAAAAGUUCGCCAUCGUCCACAAGGUCUUCGGCGCCAGCAACGUCGCCAAAAUGCUCCUCGACCUGCCGGCGGAGAGAAGAGCCGACGCGGUGAACAGCCUGGUGUACGAGGCGAACGCGCGGCUGCGGGACCCGGUGUACGGCUGCGUGGGGGCCAUCUCUUACCUUCAGAACCAGGUUUCGCAACUCCAAAUGCAGCUCGCUCUGGCUCAGGCUGAGAUCGUGUGCAUCGGCCAGUUGGUGGGGCAGCAAUCCCCGCCGUUCGAUUCCCAGCCGCUCGAUCAUCUCAACGGUCCGACGACGACUCACAUGGACUGCCUGGACGACGUCGUGUCGGCGGUGGAUAGCAAGCCGCUGUUUCUGUUGCAGAAUGGACUGCUGGCCCUCGAUCAUCAUCAUCAUCAUAAUCACCAUGAUCAUCACAUGUCGAUGAAGACAAAUAGCUUUUUCGGGGACAUAAUUUCUUGAUCAUUUGAUCGUUACGUUGUACGAUGAGGUUUUUUUAGUUUAUAGUAAUUAAUCAGAAAUAAAAUUAAGGAAUUGAUUGGUUUCUACUUAAGGGUUUUAUUAGUUUUUUGUUUUUGUUUGUGUGGGAGGUCAACUGUAGCAUGUGUUGGGAAUGCGUGUUAAAUUGUUAAUCACUUGAGAGAUGAGGUUUUGGCUAUAAUUAAUUAACUCCUUCGUGUGAUCGGUUGAUAAAAGAAUUGGGAGGUCGGUGGCCUCUAAAUCGCAGGGCAUUAUGUUCCAGCUAUGUACGUACAUUUUGCUUAUAUUGAUGUUCUGUUUUUUCUGACAAAUGAUUGAACAUUAUAUUAAUCGUUCACAUAAUUGGUGAUAACUAGAGCGAAGUUGUGAACCAGUUGUUAAGAACAUUAAUAAUCACACAAAACAAAUAUGAUUCGACUCUUUAGAUAAAUAAGUUAAACUAAUUUCAUUUAUUUCGUUUCAGUUUUAAAAGCGAAGAGUUUUCAUUACUACUAGUUAUAUGGUGAUUGAAUGAUUGACAUUCUAGAAAUAAAUUAUGAGCAACUCUAACAAAUAAUGAAUAAUAAUAUGUGGA